GUGGCCUUGCUAUCUGCCUAGGCCACGGUGGUCCCUUCCAUUUCCCAUCAUCUCCUACUUUGCCUUGCCUACCUACCUUACCUAACAAGCUAUCUACGGUACCACCUGCACCCCCAAGGCGCCGUGUUAUGUCUUCCACAUCGACUGGAGCGCGUCCUUCAAUUAUAAUACUCCUCCUCUGAGAGGGCCUUGCUUGCAAGUUCAUCCAACAUACCAUUCCAUUCGUACAUCAAUUGAAAUUUCCAAAAUGCGUUACCAGGAUUGGGAUGUUCUUGUGUUCCCUGAUGUGUGCAAGAUUCCUCUACAAGAGUUUAAGACGAGCUGCCAUGUUGUCCCAGACCCUGAAUCUCACGGGUCGCUGAACAAUCCAUUCUUACUUCCAACAGUGACAUCUUUCAUACCUAGCUUGUCCGCCGGAGAUGCUUUCCGUAUUUCUAUUCAUUGUUGGCAGAAUCCGGAGAUAAGCCGAUACGUUCGGCUCCUGAGCAAGCCCUCCGAUGAUAUCGUUUUCGAGGCACGACUCUUUGUCGACGGUAGGAUUGUUGGCUCUAAGUGGUUCAAUCACGACGGACCAUGGCCGUCAGUUAUCGAGCUGAGCAUUGAUUUAAACAAGAAUGGCGACUUUGAGAAAUUGAAGUUUCCAACAUUCCAUAAGGAACUCCUCUUACAGAACUACUGGAAUCCAGGGGACGAUCUCGGCCGUAUCAAAGUCGUGAUUGCAGAGGGAUUCUCUCGUGAUAACAUGACAUACCCAUUUGAACGAAUCAAGAACAUAGUCUCGUUCUCGUUCCAGCAUGCUCCUCUAGAUGUCCUGGAGACCUCUUGUAUUGCUUGGCCAAAUGCUACUAUGUGGCGCCAAGUACCUCUUCUUGCGCCCUACCUCGCACAACAAGUUUCACCAAAGCAGAGCAGUGAUGGAGUCGAAACUCACAGUCAUUCGCCCCGCCAUGGGCCUGCCCCUAUACAACCUCCACCGCCUAUUGCCAGCCUUGGCCCGAUCAAUCCCCCAAAUGUCCUAGCAUAUCCACGACAGUCGGCUCGUGACCUAUCCACAGAAGCAGAAGCAGAAGUAGAACAAGAGCUAGAGCAAGAACAGCCCCCCGUGGGAUGGCAUAGACCACGUCGAGCAUCGUCCACAGCUGAUGUCUCCAUGCCUGAUUACUCCAAACCAAAUACGGGGACAAACAGUAGCCGGCAUGUAACGGAUCCAAUGGUUGUAUCAGAAAAUGAAAGAUCAGAACGUCGGUUUCAGUCACUGCAAAAUGCUGGCGCAUACGAGUCAGUUUGUGAAGCUCUUUCAAUGCCCUCUGCGCCAUCCAACACACCCGCGGAGCCGACACCCGUGGCUGCCACUCGAACGUCGUCAGGUAGAUUCCGCAGUCCUUUCAAGGCAGAACCCACCGAGACGGAUCCUAUCGGAGAAUUGAUUAUAAACAGCGCCAAAAGCCAAAAGGAGAACGUUCAAGAUCACUGUCCAUUUUCCGAAUUGAGCUCGGCAACCCAUGAAGGGACUGGUCGCAGAAACCCGCAACCCUUCUCGACGACGAGUAGCGGAACAAAGAGACAGAGAAUUGCUUCCAAGGUCAUUGAUGUUGAAGACGAGCCAAGAAGUUCACCCUCACUAAGAAAGAUAUCCCGUGGGAAUACAUUGCAGGAUGGCAACGAGUGUGAAAAGAGGAUCCUCGGCGAAAUUGAGAAUAUACGCUGAGGAUGUCAUCGGGGGUCUAAGCGAUACCUAUACCCUGAUGUGAUGUGGGUGCGCGAGAUCGGAAGUGCUGAACAUACCCCGUUGCCUUAUUAGCAGACGAGCAGCCUUUUAUCCCUUAAACAGUUGUCUACACCAUAUGUAGACAGGUCGAUUGAAUUACAGAGAAGACAGGAGGGAAUCACGGGGACAUUCUUUUGUGUCGGCAAAGCAUUAUCACAUUAUGUCCAGU
Messenger RNA from Amorphotheca resinae ATCC 22711, 1937 nucleotides. RefSeq lists its product as hypothetical. The record is from RefSeq and is a predicted model, not a curated record. NCBI's taxonomy places the organism in Eukaryota, Fungi, Ascomycota, Leotiomycetes, Helotiales, Amorphothecaceae. The coding region runs from base 248 to 1708 and encodes 486 amino acids. The transcript has 6 exons.